ACCUCAAAAUGCGUUACACGCCGACCCAGCUGAUCAGUCGUCUUCAUGGCAUCGGUCAGUGUAGUUGGACUUUUGGUCUGCCUUUUGGCAGUACUAUCGUUCGGUUUGGUUCAGGCCGAACGGACGCGCUACGAUAACUAUCGCGUAUAUAAGCUAUCGAUCGAGCGAGCAGAACAGUUGGAACUGCUUCAACUCAUCGAACAGUUCCCGGAUGGCUAUGCCUUCCUUAGCGAUCCUGUUCAUCUGAACACCACCGUUAAGUUGGUGGUCCCUCCACACAAGAUAGCAGAAUUCCAAGAGCUCAACAAUAAGUAUUCCUUUAAGAGUGAAAUAGCCUUCGAGAAUCUGCAGGCCGUCAUCGACAGGCAGCUGCGUGGUCGUCGGGAAACGUUCGGCUGGACUGCCUACCAUCCGCUGGAGGACAUUUACGCAUGGUUAGAUACGUUGAUUCAGGAAUAUCCGAACGUAGUGAGCCCGAUCGUCGCAGGGCAGACUUACGAAGGUCGCGAGAUUCGUGGCGUAAAGGUAUCGUACAAGCAGGGAAAUCCGGCCGUCUUUACCGAGGGUACCAUACACGCCCGGGAAUGGAUCAGUGCAGCCACUGUUACAUGGAUGCUGAAUGCGCUGCUCACCUCACAAGAUGCGGCCGUUCGUAACAUUGCCGAGAACUACGACUGGUACGUAGUACCAGUCGCCAAUCCGGAUGGAUAUGUCUAUACCCAUACAACCACCCGCCUGUGGAGAAAAACACGCUCUGCUCAGAAUGUGCUGUGCUUUGGAGUGGACCCCAACCGCAACUGGGAUUACAUGUUUAACCAGGGUGGUACUUCAACGAUUCCCUGCGCGGACACCUUCUCUGGACCUGCGCCGUUUUCGGAGAUUGAGACCCGCACUCUAUCGGAGUACAUUCGCACAAUUCCAAACUUAUCUACCUAUCUAGAUUUCCACUCCUCCGGCCAGUUGCUGAUGGUUCCAUACGGACACACAAGAGAACCGCUAGAUAACUACUACGAGCUGAUGGAAAUUGGAACAAAGGCUGCCGUAAAACUGCAGGAGCGACACGGUAGCGCCUAUCAGGUUGGAAACAUAGCCGAGAUUAUUUAUAUUGCUUCCGGUAGCAGUUUGGACUGGGUUAAAGGAACUCUUGGAACUCCGCUCACGUUUGCCUAUGAGCUGCGUGAUACCGGCGAGUAUGGAUUCUUGCUGCCGCCCGAGCAGAUCAUCCCGACGGCAGAGGAAACUCUCGACUCGAUCAUCGUGAUCCUGGAGGAAGGCAAGGCGUUGGAUAAUUCUCAUAGCGAAUACUAUAAAGCUUCUUUCGCACUCGAAACGGUGCUUAGUGUCCGCUGGACGGUACCUUCCAGAGCUAUGAAAUUCCUUUUGGUGUGUGUUGCGUUCGCGCUGUUCGGUGCCACCGUGGCCGAAAAGGCCAGGUAUGAUAACUACCGUGUGUACCGGGUACGUAUCCAGACCGAGCGCCAGUUAGAAUUGCUGCAAGCCAUCGAACAAUACCCCGAUGGAUACCGGUUCUGGAGCGAUCCGGUUAAGGUUGGAACCGAAGUGAUGCUGGUAGUGCCACCGCACCAGCGUGGACACUUCUCGGACAUUCGGGCACGAUUCGGACUGCGGGCAGAGCUGCAAAUUGCCAAUCUGCAACAGCAGAUUGAUCUGGAGUCACGUCCAUCGGUGCGCAAGGAAACGUUCGGGUGGACGGCGUACUACCGUUUGGAUGCGAUCUACGCCUGGUUGGAUAGUUUGGCAGUGACCUAUCCGGGUGUCGUGACGUCACUCAACAUUGGAAACAGCUUCGAGAACCGACCUAUUAAGGGUGUGAAAGUGUCCUACAAGGCUGGUAAUAAGGCCGUCUUUAUGGAGGGAUUAAUCCACGCACGCGAGUGGGUGAGUGGAGCUACGGUGACCUGGGUAUUGAACGAGUUGCUCACCUCCAGUGAUCCCAAAGUGCGCAACAUUGCGGAAAACUAUGACUGGUACUUCUUCCCGGUGACGAAUCCCGAUGGUUACGAGUACACGCAUACGACCGAUCGUCAGUGGCGUAAAACACGAUCAGAGCCGAGCGUAUUAUGCCGUGGUGCGGAUCCCAACAGGAAUUUUGGAUACAACUUCAUGCAGGGCGGUGCCUCCAGUGUCCCUUGCUCCGAUACGUUUGCCGGACCGGUUGCCUUCUCGGAGGUGGAAACCCUCCAAUUGUCUAAUUUCAUCUCAUCGCUGGACAACUUAAGUACCUACCUCGCAUUCCACUCUUACUCUCAGCUGCUGCUGGUGCCCUAUGGUCACACUACCGCCCGGCUGGACAAUUACGAUGAAACGAUUGCAAUCGGUACGAAGGCGAUCAACAAACUGCGGGAGCGUUACGGCACAACUUACAACAUCGGCAACAUUGCUGAAGCGAUCUAUGUCGCCUCCGGAGGUAGUAUCGAUUGGGUAAAGGGUGUCCAUAAGACUCCCCUAGUGUACGCGUACGAGCUCCGUGAUCUCGGACGGUAUGGAUUCUCUCUGCCGCCAGAUCAGAUCAUCCCUACAGCGGAGGAAACGCUCGAUUCAAUCAUUGUGAUCCUGGAGGAAGGUGCAAACUAUGGUUAUCACUAA
Anopheles moucheti is the source of this 2607-nucleotide messenger RNA. RefSeq lists its product as uncharacterized. Gene Ontology annotation, biological process: proteolysis. Gene Ontology annotation, molecular function: zinc ion binding; metallocarboxypeptidase activity. The record is from RefSeq and is a predicted model, not a curated record. Lineage: Eukaryota; Metazoa; Arthropoda; Insecta; Diptera; Culicidae. The transcript has 8 exons. Bases 46 to 2607 code for a protein of 853 amino acids.